This is a messenger RNA of Colletotrichum spaethianum, 2970 nucleotides long. Its product is annotated as tuberous sclerosis 2. Bases 1 to 2970 code for a protein of 989 amino acids. Gene Ontology annotation, cellular component: TSC1-TSC2 complex. The record is from RefSeq and is a predicted model, not a curated record. Gene Ontology annotation, biological process: negative regulation of TOR signaling; regulation of cell cycle. NCBI's taxonomy places the organism in Eukaryota, Fungi, Ascomycota, Sordariomycetes, Glomerellales, Glomerellaceae. The transcript is spliced from 3 exons.
AUGGCGUCGUCAGCGUCACUCAAGGACCUGUCCAAAGCCUUGACGUCCUUCUUCGCCUCACCCUCCCUCCCGCUGUCCGACGACGUCGCCGAGGUCGUCGAUGCCUACCUGAACAAGCAUGAGAAGUAUGACGAUUCGAGCGCCGAAAGACUGCAGGACGAACUCCUCAGCAUCUGGGACAAGCACGUCAAAGGCGCACCAGCCAAAUAUGCCCCUUUCCUCCACAUCUUCCGUCUUCUGGUGUCUGCGAUCCGCGCGCCCGCUCGCUUAUUCAAGUGGUGGGAUCUUCUCAACGACCCGGUCCUAGAGAACAUCAGUCGGGAGAAGGGCCUGAUGGAAGAGUCGCACCUUGCGACGCUAGAGGUUUUGAUGCUAGAAAAACGCGAAGACGACGACUCGACUGCUGAACCCGUCGUCAACCCUUUCGCCAAACGACUGCUGUUGACAUGGUUGGAGAAAUAUCACAAAGUCCAGUCUGAGAGCGACUUGACUGCGCAAUCCAGUGAGCGCGCAAUACGUCAAGCUUUGAUAACAUACGGCAAGAAAAAGCCCAGAGAUUUUCUCCUCACCUUGGAUACGUGCUUCGUGCGGAGUGAAUUCCGGGCGAGAAUCGCUAAGCUCCUUUGCGAAUUCGUCCAAAGUCAGCCGCCACAUCUGCACUUGAUAUUGCAGACGCCACUAUUCAACAACUUGAUGCGAUGCUUGCAGCAAGACACGUCGGCAACCGUCAUUUCUUUGGCCAUCACCGCCCUGAUCAUGAUAUUGCCACAUAUGCCAAGUUCGUUGGUGCCACACCUCCCAAAUCUUUUCAACAUAUAUGCACGGCUGUUAUUUUGGGACAGCGAACGGACUGGGAUCGUCGAGGCCACAUCAGAUGAAAGCGAGCAGAAGAGUAUUGCGUCGCCAUCAGGAUGGGAGACCUGCCCUUAUUCUCAGGAGACCGACGACCUCGAAGUCCCUCACUUGGCCAACUACUUCACCAUUCUUUACGGCCUGUAUCCCAUCAACUUCAUGGAUUACAUCCGGAAGCCACAACGAUAUCUUCGACACGCAAAUGCGGCCAACCCGGACGAGCUUGAAGUCCAACCAACCGAAAUACGACACAAAUCCGAGCGCUUCAGGCAAAGUCACCUUUUGCACCCAAACUUCUAUACCCUCACGAUCGACUCUGAAAAGACCGAUUUCGGGCGUUGGAUGACAAGUGAGCCUGCAGAAGUCGUGGCCGAGUGUAUGGCGCUGCGGUUCUCUCCGGAAACCUUUGCGACUGUUGAUGCAGGCCAUGGCCAGGCCGCUGAUGGAGACAUCUCCUUGCUCAGUGACGAAUCGGAUCGGGAUAGUCUCGGACCUGCCCUGCUCAGCGGUUCCAGGUUGGAACCUGGGGCUGAGAGCUGGAGAAGCACUCAAGAUCCGGAACAGCACUCGCGGGCGAGCAGCCGCGUCCAUUCGACUAGUCAACGUCAGAGCUCACUGUCUAGCCAACCUUCACACAGGAACUCACUUGAAGCCCCCAAGGCCGAUGUAGUCGCUGACAGUCCGACCCUACCUCCACAGCUCAUCACGUCGCCCUCCCACACACAGUUGCAAGACAUGCUGCACUCAAACAAGGUCAUCAAGUCCGGACUACAUCAGUCGAUGGCAAACGACAGCGUCCCAUCACUUGCAUUGAGCCAUCAGGAAUCUGCGGCAGAGAAGUCCAGUAGCCAUAUGCCCCCUCCCCUACCGGCUAUGCCUGCGCCGACGUCUCUUUCCGGCAGCCAUUCUCAGAUUGCGCACCUGCAGCGGCAGAUCCUUCUCCUGCACAAUGACUUGAACUUUGAGAGGUAUCUGAAGCAGCAACAUAUGGCGCAUAUCGGCGAGCUGCGGCGCAGACAGGUUCGGGAAGCUGCAAGUGAGGCUGAGACUCAAAAUCUCAUUUUGACCAACCGAACGUUGAGGAAACGGCUGGAAGAUUCCAAGAAGGCCGAAAUGCAGAUUAGGAAGGAGUCGGAGAAGAGCCGCACCCUGGCGAAGAAGUGGGAGUCGGACUUAUCCGCAAAGCUGAGAACUCUGCGUGAGGAAUCGAGAAAGACUAAGACGGAGAUUCAGUCUCUGCAGCAGGAGCUGCAGAGUGCAAGAGAAGAAAGCGAGAAGUUGAAGAAGCUGGUAUGUGAUGCUGAGGUUAAGGAGCUCAAUUCGAAGCAGACCAUGCAGUCCAUCGAGAUCAACGCCGCGGAGAACGACCGGCUGAAAGCUGAUGUGGAGCGGCUGUCGAUCUCGGAGAGGGAUCUUCAAGCCAAGGAAGCGGAGAGACAGACGGCGAUUACAUCUGCGGCGGAAGCAGAAAACCGGGCAGAGAUACUUGGUUUGAAACUUCAGGCCCGCGAGGAGGAGCUCCAGAAGACCAAAAGGCUCUUCCAGACCCAGAUUGGUGUGCUGAACACGAAGCUUCUCGAGGCACACGAGGGCAUGCACAGCAGGCGAACCGCCGAGACCAAGGCCGCCGUCGAGAGUGCACUUGCAGCGAGCCGGGCGAAGCAGGCUGAGCUGCAGAAGCAGUACACGAAUCUGAUGAGGAAAUACACGGUACUGCAGUCGCAGGUCGAGGAGAACCGGUUCUCGGUUGGAUCGUCCAACUCGCAUGGUCGAGGCGACUUUGUCUUCCGCAUGGAAGGAGACGGGGAGGGUUCGACACACUCGACUAGCCCCGUCACAACGCGAGGCAGCCACUCGGGCUUGCACAGGGUCUUAUCCGACCAUGACUUCAUUAACCCGACGUCCUUCAACGCGACACCACCCAUCAUGUCUAAGCCGUCGACUCCGGUGCCUGCGGGCUUGGCGCACCUUCCGCCAGUGGCAUCCAGCCCGUUGGAUAUGGACGAAGGCGCAGCCGCCAGCCCAUCGUCGGCGACAACCGAUCCAAGAUAUUUCGGCAGAGGUGAGUCUGGAACGGCCCGGAUUCGAUUCCGCGAUGGUUUUUGGCGGAUCAACUAA